UGAAAAGAAAGAGCUGCUUUCCCGCUUUGCUGGCGGAGCUGCGCGCGCCUGUGGAGCUCGAGCGCGGCUGGACUGUGCGCUGCUUGUGUAAGGUUUCUGUUCAGUCUGAAGGAUUGACGCGCCGGAAGCGCUGAGCCUCUUCCUCUCUCCGGUGUGACACAGACUGAGGCAUGAGGAGGUCAGGGCUUUUCCUCAGCAGGAGGCAGCUCUCUGAGAGGUGGGGAAUGGACGCGCGCUGAGGAGAGUCAAGCUCCCUGUGGAUUUAGUAUUUUUUCCGCCUGCUCUCGUGCGGAUGUUUUUUCCCCCCGCGUGCGAUCUUGGCGCUCUCACCUGCACUUCUAAGGAAAACUUUAACGAUUGCAAGUAAACAGCGCCUCAUUAAAGCGUCCUGUGGAACUGCACGUGAGCUUGACGGGUUUAAGGACCGCGUCUCGUUAUUGCGCAAUCCGAGGAGCAGAGCAUGUGUGAUCAUGACCGGAUUACCUUUUCUUCAGCUGACCUUUCUCUCAGCCCGCAGAGGAUGCUGAUGACGAGCUGCUGAAGAAGACAGCAUUCAUCCCAGUAAACUCGCCUACUUACUCCAGGAGUGGGACAAGAUCUCCACCUGCCAUUCCAAGCUGAAGGAAAAGGCGCAGACCAGAGCCAGGAGUGCAGUUUGGGUCAGGCGGGAUUGGCAGAAGAAUGCUGGUCCCAGGCAUCCGGUGGCAGGAUGGCGUCGUGUUGGCAGAGCGCUCUGGGUGUUAGAUGGUUCCUCUUGAUGCUCGUGUGGCGCUGGGCACCUCUGGGUGCUCUGAGCUGGCUCCUUGCCUCAGCCGAGCGCCCUGAGCCUUUGUCUUCCUCCUCUCUGCCUGGCAAGGCAAGUCCGGCUCAGCUGGACUGGCUCCUGUCUGACAAGGGUCCUUUCCACCGGUGCCCGGAGUACACUGAGUUCAAGGAGCGCUUUCAGCAGGGCUUCUCAACACGCUACAAGAUCUACAGGGAAUUCAGUCACUGGAAAGUGAACAGCUUGGCCACAGAGAAGAGAGAUUUCUUCAAGGCUCCACUGCCUCUGUCUCCUGAAUUCCUACGCAACCUCAGGCUACUUGGAAGGAGGCCGACUCUCCAGCAGAUCCAUGAAAACCUGAUCAAGAAAUACGGCACUCACUUCUUAGUAUCAGCUACACUUGGGGGCGAGGAGUCUCUCACCAUCUUCCUGGACAAACAGAAGCUCAGCAAGAAGUCUGAGGUCAACGGCAACAGCUCGACGGUGUCUCUGGAAAUCCUGCACCAGCUGGCUGCAUCUUAUUUCACUGAUAGAGAGAGCACGCUCAGGAGGCUUCACCACCUACAGAUUGCCACCUCAGCCAUCAAGGUAACAGAGACCAGAACAGGGCCUCUGGGAUGCAGUAACUACGACAGCCUGGAUUCUGUCAGCUCAGUGCUGGUGCACAGCCCAGAGAAUAAAAUCCAUCUGAAAGGUUUACAAGAUGUUCUCCCUGACUUCCUGCGUAACCGCUUCGUGGAGGCAGCGCUCAGCUAUGUGGCGUGCAAUUCCGAGGGCGAGCUCUUGUGCCGCAACAAUGACUGCUGGUGUCGAUGUUCCGCCAAGUUCCCUGACUGCAACUGCCCCUUCUUGGAUAUCAGAGCCAUGGAAGAGAGUCUUCGGAAGAGCAGGGAGGCCUGGAUCACCUUGAACAAUGAGUUUACUGAGUCAGAUGAGUUUAAGGCCUUUCUGAAGAAGCUGCCCACCGAUCGCUUUUUGAACACAUCAUCUAUCCUGAAGUUCUGGAGUUUGGACACAGCCUUGCAGAGACGCCACACUCAGCUGGAGACCAGCACUAAACUGAUCUUUGGCAAAGACAACAAAAUUGUGCGGAAACUCUUCACCCUCAGCAAGCGCUGUCCCAAACAGCCAAAGAUCAGCCUGCCCAGAGAAAGGACAUUGGGUUUCUGGUUGAACAGAGUUCAGUCUCUCCUGUACUGCAACGAACAUGGAAUCCUGGGCUCCUUCUCAGAGGAAGUGCAUUACUGCUUGUGUCCUACAGAACAGGGCAGCUCCUGCCAGGGCACAGUUCCUUGUGAGGUGGGUGAGGGCACACUGUGUUCCUUGUGUGCUCCAGACAAUGUCACCCGAUGUGGCACAUGCAUGCCUGGUAGCUUCCUGCAGCUGGGCUCAUGCCGGCCAGCCGUGGCCAUCUCACUGGACCACUAUGUGAACUUUGACUUGGACAUGGUGGAUGCAGAGGCACACCACUUGCUGCAGCGUCUUGACGGGCGCCUGGAGGUGCGUGCAAUCUACAUCAGCAACGAUGUGCGCUUGGGAAGCUGGUUCAACCCAGCGUGGCGCAAGCGCAUGCUGCUUACACUCAAGAGCAACAAGAACAAGUCAAACCUGGUGCAUAUGCUCAUGGGAAUCUCUUUCCAGAUCUGCACCACACAAAACAGCACGCUGGAGCCUGUGCCUGCCAUCUACGUCAACCCGUUUGGGGGAAGCCAUUCAGAGAGCUGGUUCAUGCCCGUCAAGCAGAACAACUUCCCUGACUGGCAGCGAACUAAACUGGACUCAGCACUGCCAUGCCACAAUUGGACGCUGAUGCUGGGCACCAAAUGGAAGUCCUUCUUCGAGACAGUGCAUGUCUACUUGCGCAGCCGUAUCCUCACAGAUGACCCGGGUGUCAACGAGACUCUCUUCUAUGAGCCUUUGGAAAUGGACUCUGCUAACCUGGGGUAUAUGAAGAUCAACAGCCUGAGGGUGUUCGGUUAUAGCAUGCACUUCGACGCCGAUGGUGUCAAGGAGCUGAUCUCACAGUUGGACUACCCGUACACACAGGGCACGCAGGACACUGCCUUUCUGGCACUGAUGGAGAUCCGCGACCGUGUAAAUCGGCUCUCGCCACCCACUGAGCGCCCGCUCGACCUCUUCUCCUGCCUACUCCGCCACCGGCUCAAGCUCUCAGCCAGUGAGGUGGCACGUGUCCGCGACUCGCUUCAAAGCUUCAGUGCCAAGUUGCCCAGCUCCUCCAAACCUGAACUUUCCCAGCUGUGCAGCUAGCUCAGAUAAUUCUCUCCUGCCUGUGUGUGUGUGUGUAUGUGUGUGUGAAUUGCAAAUGAGAAAGAGGAAGAAUUCAGCCAGCUGUGCAAGCUAGCUCACAUGAUUUUCUCCUGCACUUUCCUCUACUAUUUUAUCUGACUUCUGAAAUCUUGUAUUGAAAGAUGUAUAUACUGUAUUUAACAAUGGACUGAGAUGCCCUUAAUGGAAUCUUUGUAUUCAGAAAUGCGCUUGACUGGAACAUCAAGGCAUGGAUGGUAAGUUUGUUUAUACGUCUUUUUGAAGCUAGCUUGGAUAAUACUCUCCAGCCUGGGUUUGUGUGAAUAUGAAUGAGCAAGAGAGAAAAGAACACGGCCAGCUAUGCGGCUAGCUUGUGUGAUACUCUCUUGCUUAGGCAUGUUUGUUUUUAUCAGAAUGUGAAUGAGAAAGGCAGGGAGAGAGGUAAAAACAUUAUUUUGGAAAUGAGUGUCCAUGUUCUUGUGGGUUUGCUUUUCUAAGCCUGCCACCUCUGAGCAGCAAAAUUGAACCAACUGUAAGUUGUGAUUGACAUGGGAGUAGCGAGUGCGCAUACAUCUGAAUGUUAAGCAAAUUUAACACAGACUGAAUCAAGUUGUGCUUUUGAGCAAAGCUUGAAGAGAGACAGAACUGCAUCCUAGCCUUUUCUGUGGAACAAUGUAAAAACAUGACAUGUCUGCUCUUUUUCUAUGUGUUCGGAGAUGUUUAGUAUUAUUUGGUGACUCUAUUUGAAAAAGGGCAUAGCUGAUGAGGAUUACAUUCUUAUAAAUUUAUGGUGAAAAUUGGUUAUACAGUAAUAGCGAUCAAGACACAGGUUUACUUUACUUUUCUAUUUUUAUCUGAUGUCCUAAAUCAUGUAUUGCGAGAUGUUUCUCUGUAUUUAUUACUGGAUUGAGAUGCCCUUAACAGACGCUUCAUAUUGAGAGAUAUGACAAAAAAACAACAACAAAAAAAAAACCCAAAAGGUUAACAUCAAGGCAAACAAAAUGGCAAACUGUCUUAUUUAAAUGUUCCAGUCUUUCAGAUGUUGAUCUUAUAAUAACAUUACAUUGUUUUGCAAAGGUUUGUGGGCAGCUUUGUAAAUAUUGCUCUGUCAUUAAUACUCAUUCAGGAUGUGAAAGCUGCACAUUGCUCUAUUAAAUAUAAAUGGCUCAUCACUCUUAUGAAUUGAAUGAAUUUGUACUUUUUGGAACAGGCAAAGACCAAAAACAUUUCUUACCCGACAAAAACACGUAUCUAUUGCCUUAUGAAGUGGAGUUUGUGUUCGGAUAUUAAAGCACACUUGGUCAGCUGUGUCGUUAUUUCAAAAAUGUGUUGCUCCUUUUGCCUAAGUUCUUGCUCUUUUCUUCUUUAUUCUUUUUCAGCUCUGAUUUUAAUUACAGUAACUAAUAUUCUGUAAAAAAAAAAAAAAAAUCCAAUUUAUAAUUGACAUACUCUGUGAGAAAUAUAUGUAUCUGCUCUGUACAAAACCAUAAAUCUCUGUUUAAAAACCUCCUUUAAUGUUCGUCAUAACAUUUCCGCAUUUUCUCAUACACUAAUUAACUACACUCAGUGACAUACAUUUGAAUUCCUUCAAGCAUCUGUGAAACUAAAAGCAAUCAAGCAUGAGGCUAUUUAAUAUUUUUAUGGUCAUUUUGCAUUAAAAUUCAUAUCCCAUCUCAUCCAUAACACAAAUAUAUGGCAUAAUAGAGCACUGAGUGUUUGUGUGGACAAGUGUUAAUUUUGCAAGACCAUGUCCUGAGAUCCAUCUGUAAAUGAUCUACAAAUCAUGUCAUUUAUCAACACCUUGUUUUGAUUUUGCCCUUAGCUGUGGAAAUCCUGUCAGCAUAUAUUGUACAUCAAUGCCUGAAAUUACCAGCUUGUCAUAUAAAUAGCAGCAUUUAUUAGGUGAGGAGGCAAUUUGCUAGAUUGUCACAAAGGCCGGCAAAAAUCUCUGUCUGUCUCAACAGACAGCUCUAAGUCACUGAGCAGCCUGAGUAGAAAAGAAGUAUAUGUGUAGGAUGGAGUUUGCAGCAAUAGACUGUUCAUCUUUAUUAUCUAGCUCUUGCUCUUUGGCUAAUCAUCGAGGUGAGGGAGAGCGGCGAUCAAUCAUGAAGGUCUUGCCUAAACUAUGGUUGCUCUCUAAAGGAGAAAUGAACGUGGUGAAUAUUCCAGUGAUUGGUUAUUUAUGAUGGUUGUAUUGCCUUGAGCAUGAGGUCGCUUAUGCAUUGGAUUUAUGAAAUAUACAACUGUGCAAGAUUUAGAUCCUGGAUUUACUUUCCCUCCUGAGAAACAUGUCCCAUCUAAUUAUGCCAGCUGCAUACAUAGCAGCCAGAAUUACCUGUAUAAGAUCCCUAAGUGCUUUACUCAAGAUUCAUAUCAGAAAACCAUGUCCCAAGUUCAAGAGCUCUGAUGUGGAACGCUGUUUUAGAAUUGGUUAUUAAAAAAAUGUUUUAAUCUAAAUUCAUUUAAAUGCCAAGUAGCGGGAUUUUUUUUCCCCGUUCCCUAAUGGCAUCCAAGAUUUUCUUUGCUAUGUGGUCAGUGUUUAUUUUUAUGGCUAUUCAUAGACACCCAAGACCCUGUUUGUUUUGUUUUUUAUUGUAUGUUCAUGUUUCAUUUAAUAAAUGUUUUGUUUGGUUGUUUGAGUAGACAUUUAUUAUCUUGUUUGUUCAUUUUUAUUGGUUGUUUGUCCAUUUAUUUAUUUACUUAUGAACUACAAUCAAGCUAUCCAACUAGUCCAUGCCAAGUUCAAGCAUCUCUUAACUGCAAAUGUUUCAUUUCUGCAUGUGUUCAGAAGGUUUCCAUAACCAUGCUGAACAAAUGAUUUAGGAGAGAGCACUAUUUAACAUGUUCCACAGCUCUUGCAAUACAAAAUUACAUUCACUAUUGCCUAACAGAGGUUUAUCCAUCAAUACUGCUCUCAAGUUUGGCUUAGUUCUUAACAGCACAGACUAUCAACACCAGAGUAUAUCACAUGUCCUUAUUUUAACAGAGGUUGUCAUCAUCCUGGAUUUCUGAGAAGUAACUCCCCUUCAACAGGCUUCACUUAAGUACUAUUAGCAGGAAUAGGGUUUAGGCCUCACAGUUUUCAACUGGUGAUAUUACAGUUAUUGCAAUUAAACAGACAUGAAUUGCUUUGUUGAAUUUAAAGGUAGCAUUUAGGCAGUAAAGUUGAGAUUAUUAUUCAUUUUCAACCUGGAAGUAUAGCAAUUGUUCCCCUACUAGUCAAACAGCCUUCCCAACAGUUUUCCUUCCAGGUGGCGUGUACUAUAUUGCUCGAUCCACACAGCACAGGCUUGAAGUUUUGAAACUUUAAGUCUUCCUUGAUUUGUCCCUCUUGGAAAAACCUUAAAAAUUCUAUGUAGAACCCUACAACAGUGUUUCCAUAUCAGGUAGAGUUCAAAAGUUUGGGAAGCUUAGUACCUUUAACUAUUCAAAGUACAUGGGAUAAAAUGCUCUCCUUCAUAUUUCUUUCUUAUUGAGAUGAAAAUUGCAAAUUUACUACUGCUAUUAUUAUUUUGUUUUACUGUAGAUGAAAGUCUUAAAAAUGAAAUAUGAAAGCCGCAGUAAGGUGCUGCUGGAGAAGCUGGAGAAUUUAGUGCAGUCCCUGACGUGAUUAGUCCAUACAUGUGGAUCUAUUACUGUGGUUUGAAAAGUGCCAUCAUUUGACACAGAGCAGGAGUCUUCAACUGGCAGGCUGCAGUCUGGAUACAGACCCAACAAAGUACUUCAGCAGAUUCAACUGGGCAGAAAACACUAUAGCAGAAUUGAUCAACUUACAAAAAACUGGCCAUAGUUCAGCAACUCUAAUUUUGUAAACAUGAACCAUCACUGCUUCAGUUGUAGCUUAUUGCAGUGAAUUACACACAUCUAUGUUAAUUAUUUAGCUGAAGGCAGCUUAUCAAGUUUUCACAGACUUUCAUAAUUAAAAAAAUAUAUAUUUAAUCGCUCUGGUCUGCUGAAUAGUGAACGUAGCUGUUUAAAAAAAAAUAAAAACAAUGUUUAAAGACAACUGGACAGAGAAAUAUGUGUUUAUUCUCCAGUUCAAGUUCAGAACUGAUGUCUGUUCAGAGUCUGUUGUGCUAGUCAGAAGUGUUAAUGUAAAGUGCCAGUGCAAAACAAAACAUAACCACUUCAAAUUGAUGUCUUAUUUAUAGCCAUGAACUACCACUAAAAGCUAACUGAUAUCACCAUUCUGUCAAGUGCAGAGGUAGCUCUGUGGUUAAGAUGUUGGCCUACUGAUUGGAAGGUCAUGAGUUCAUUCCCCAGCACCACCAAGCUGCCACUGCUGGGCCCUUGAGCAAGGCCCUUAACCUCAACUGCUCUGUUGUAUAAAAAAAUUUUUAAAAAAUGAGAUAAAUGUAAGUCGCUCUGGAUAAGGGCGUCUGUCAAAUGUCAUGUUAGUUUCCUUUCUGGAACUUUAAAAGGAAUUUUAUGUAAUUGGACCUUCACAAACUUUAGGAUUGUGGUUUUCUCUUGGUGAUUGGUCAGAAACUACCCUCAUACUGCAGCACUUCCUGACUGGGCCUUUAUGUGACUGUAGGUUGGUCUUCAUUAAAUCAAUGUAAAACACCACUUUACAUUGCAGACAUUUUCCAUAUCCUCACAUUCCAUAAUUUAUAUCCUGCAUAUCUUUUCAUGGCAACACACAAAUCACAACCUAUACUUAACUUUAGGGUGUCUUAUCAUGGUUUCGAAAUGCCUUCAACCUCUAUGGAUUGUCACGCUGGGAUUUAACACAUUGUCGCUUACAAAUAGCUGUCAGUGUCCAGAACCAAAGUACUGAAUGUAAAUACUCACUGUUUGAGUCCAUUCAUUCAAUAUCCAGAUACAAUAUCGCUCGAUUAAGAGCAUGAGUUAUCAGCAUGCAAUCCAGCACACAGGAUUCUUUUUUGCUGAUAUGAGUUUGGUUUGUUCAUUUUCAUAUGUAUAAUGUACUAGAUGCAGAUACCUGAUCCAGACAGACUGGCCGUGAAAUGAAACACUGAACUUUGUACUCUUACUGUUCGAUCAAAGUUUCUCUCAGUGUUUUAACAGGAUGUAAAUGUUCUUAUAUUAAAUAAUAAAAAGUGAUGGAAAUCUUUUACCCUGCAAUGUCUGUAAUAAAUAUACUGUUAUUGA
This is a messenger RNA of Pangasianodon hypophthalmus (striped catfish), 8143 nucleotides long. RefSeq names its product bone morphogenetic protein/retinoic acid inducible neural-specific 2 (gene brinp2). Bases 710 to 3031 code for a protein of 773 amino acids. The transcript has 8 exons. Lineage: Eukaryota; Metazoa; Chordata; Actinopteri; Siluriformes; Pangasiidae. The record is from RefSeq and is a predicted model, not a curated record. Gene Ontology annotation, biological process: negative regulation of mitotic cell cycle; positive regulation of neuron differentiation.